AUGAGGCGAACACUGGGAUGCCUUCAAAGUACCGGUGUUCGAAUUGUUGCUAGUGAGGAUCGUGUUGAUCUUGAGUACGCAGACGACAUCGCCUUCAUCUUUGAAGACCAAGCACAAUCCCUGUUGAAUAGACUGACAACCAUCAUACCAUCUUUUGGCAUGCGCCUUGCACCUUCAAUGUGCAAAGUCCUGCUUCCGAACGCGCAGUACCUGAGCAUAUCCUUUACAAUUAAAGGGGGAAUCAUUGGAGAUAGCGGAAAAUUUUACCUACCUCGAUCAACUGGUUAUAUUGCAUAG
Messenger RNA from Opisthorchis viverrini, 297 nucleotides. RefSeq lists its product as hypothetical. NCBI's taxonomy places the organism in Eukaryota, Metazoa, Platyhelminthes, Trematoda, Opisthorchiida, Opisthorchiidae. Bases 1 to 297 code for a protein of 98 amino acids. The record is from RefSeq and is a predicted model, not a curated record. The transcript is spliced from 2 exons.